AAGGAUGUUCGAGGAUUCCAAGGAAGCAGGACUUGCAGGCAGGUGCGGCAGGACCGCGUCAAAAUAGCUGCGCCCUAUAUUAUGUCAUAAUCUAGUGUUAGCCUCCUGCCAUCCCACCGCAUCAGCCUCUCCCCUCUCCCGCCAGUCAACCUUUCCCGCCAAUCAACCUCUCGCGCCAUUUUCACGUUGCCCGCCGUGCCCACACACCCUAUAAGGCUACAACAAUGCAUCCAACUACCAGUAUGUCGGUGUCCAAGUCACCGCCGUCCACCGGCAACACCAAUAAGAAGUUGAAAGGCAAGGAGACACCUGAGGCAGAGGUCGAGAAGGGGGCCGAGGCCAAGAGGGAGGAGGUCGAGGUGCAACAUCAAGAGCGUUGGACAACUUUUCUCGUGCGGGCGGAAAGGCAGUUGAGGAUGUACCGAAUGUUGUUGGCGAUCGUCCUAUCUAACUCCGUCGUGUUCAUAGCGGCAGCGUAUAUCAUGCAGCCCCCUUCGACAUCUACUGCCUCCCACAAGGCGUUUGUAGUAACAGCCUUCUUCUCACUAGUCUCACUUGUGUACAACAUUUGCAUCAUCCCUGGGAUACAGCGUCUUGUUCCACCCGAACCAACAAUUCGACCUGUGUUCCCUCAGUUACUUUUUGUUGCCGUCCUAUCCAACGUCUUCGUGUCUUCUUCUUUCAUGGUCGCCCUUGCAUUUAGAGCUUGGGAACAUACUGCCAGUGUUGGAUUGCUAAUAUUUCAAAUCGUCUUCAACGUUCUGGUCACCAUAACCAGCCUUUUAGGACACAUUUUCAUAGACAGGAUUACUAUAUCCCACGAUGUGUGACCCACAUCCACCUUUACUGUAUAGCAGUCCGCUCGCCUGUGGACGGUCCUUCUUGAUUUGUAACCAACGACUGUAGAGAAAUCUUGGGACGAGUUUAUGAUGACUAUACAGCUGUACCCUUCCCUUAAUAGUCUCGGAGUAUUCACGCUGCACCAUCCCCACCACGAACACUUCCACUGCGAGCAGCACGAACAGCACGAAAGUCAGCGAGGAUUGCAGGGCCUGCGGCAAGGCACUACGCG
This is a messenger RNA of Suillus fuscotomentosus, 1072 nucleotides long. RefSeq lists its product as uncharacterized. The transcript is spliced from 3 exons. NCBI's taxonomy places the organism in Eukaryota, Fungi, Basidiomycota, Agaricomycetes, Boletales, Suillaceae. The record is from RefSeq and is a predicted model, not a curated record. Bases 225 to 830 code for a protein of 201 amino acids.